GGUGGCCAUGUCUUGGGUUCGGUUCGGCGCUGCCCCAGAGCGGAUCCUGAGGGCCGCGCUCAGGAAGAAUCAUUCAUUGAGGCACCAGCUAAGACUGGCAGCCUUGGGUACCAGCCAUGCAACACGUUCAGGCAAUUCCUACCAUGCAGCAUUAUGUACAGAGCUGAACAAACCUUUGGUCGUUCAACAACUGCCUUCAGCUGUGCUGAAACCCACUGAGGUGCGAGUGGACAUUCAUUGCUGUGGUGUGAACUUUGCUGACAUUCUGGUAUGUCAGGGCCUGUAUCAGGAGAGAUGGCCGACCCCCUUCACUCCAGGAAUGGAGUUUGCCGGAUGUGUGGUGGAGAUUGGAACAAGUGUCACAACUGUUCAAAAGGGAGAACGUGUGGUCGGUGUGAGCUUUAAAGGAGCGAUGGCAGAAGAAUGCAUCAUUGACCAGAAGAUGCUGUGGCCCAUCGGGGCAGAGCUUCCCUAUGAAGUGGCCGCUUCAAUACCUGUAUCGUACGGCACGGCUAUUUUGGCACUUGAGCACCGAGCACACACACAGCCGGGGGAGACGGUUCUGGUGACGGCAGCAGCUGGUGCAGCAGGACUUGCAGCUGUGGACAUUGCUUCACACGUUCUAAAUGCCCAGGUCAUUGCAGCUGUGGGGAGUGAUGAGAAGUGUGACUUGGCUGUGCAGCGAGGGGCCAUCGCAGCCAUCAACUAUACCACCCAGAGUCUGAAAGAGGAGGUGAAAAGGCUGACUGCAAAUAAAGGGGUGAAUGUGGUCUUUGACGCCGUAGGAGGAGACAUUUUCAAAGAAGCUCUCAGCAGCCUAUCUUGGGAAGGCAGAAUUCUCGUGGUUGGGUUUGCUGGUGGUAAAAUACCCUCUGUGCCUGCCAACCUACUGCUUCUGAAGAAUAUUGCAGUUAAGGGCGUCUACUGGGGCAAGUACGGCCAGCGAUGUUUCCCGGUCUUCUCCAGGUCCAUCGGGUCAGCGAUCCAAUAUGCUCAGGAAGGGAGAACCAAGCCUUUGAUUGGAGCCAUCUAUAAGAUGCAACAGCCUUGUUUUCAGGUCCGCUGCAUGAGGACAUGGUGUUCAGGCGCCCAAGAGACCCACACGAUUUUUGCCCUGAGCUCAGGUCAUGGCCGGUGUGGGGUCGCUGUGAUCCGAGUUAGUGGCCCUGCCAGUGCUACUGCACUGAGCCGCCUGACUGGCCAGAGGCUACUGCCCCCAGCCAGAGCUGCUGUGCUCCGGCCAAUUGUGGACCCCGUCUCUGGGGAGCGCUUGGACACGGGGCUGGUUCUCUGGUUCCCAGGUCCACACAGUUUCACCGGAGAGGAUUGCUGUGAGUUUCAUAUUCAUGGCGGAUCAGCUGUGAUCAGUGGAGUUCUGAAUGCUCUGGGACAGUUACCCUGUCUGCAUCCAGCUGAAGCAGGUGAAUUCACAAAGCGUGCUUUCCUGAACGGGAAGUUGGACCUGACCGAGGUGGAGGGCUUGGGGGACCUCAUACAAGCUGAGACCGAAGCCCAGAGGAGACAAGCCUUGAGACAGAUGGCUGGAGAUCUGGGUCAACUCUAUGGUCGCUGGAGUCAGAGACUAAUUCGAUGCCUGGCUCAUGUGGAAGCUUAUAUUGAUUUCAGUGAAGAUGAUAACAUCGAAGAGGGAAUCCUUACCGUAGUUGACAAUGAUGUGAACUUAUUGCAGACAGAAAUUGAUGGCCACUUACGUGACAGCCGUCAAGGUGAAAGGCUCCGGAAUGGGGUCCACGUUGUGAUUGCUGGGGCCACUAAUGCUGGGAAGAGCAGUCUUUUAAAUAUAAUCUGUCAGAAACCCGCUGCUAUAGUGUCGCCCAUAGCAGGGACCACACGGGAUAUUGUGGAAACAGCUCUGAACAUUGGAGGAUAUCCUAUUCUUUUGAGCGAUACAGCGGGGCUCCGAGAGAGUACUGAUAUCAUUGAACAAGAGGGCAUGAGGCGGGCACGGGAAAGGCUUCGGCAGGCAGAUAUAGUUGUGGCGGUGGUUGAUGCCACGACGCUCCCAUCAGACCAGACUGAUGCAACCCACUUUCUCCAAGACUAUCUGAAUGAAAUGAUCCUGGAGGGAUCCGAUGUACAACAGGUGGAAUCCAAUCUGAGAGAGAGGGGCUGGAUCCUGGUUUGUAACAAGAGUGAUCUCACACAGGCCCCAGACUUGAACCGGUUGCAGGCGGCUCUCACAGAGCAUGGCCUGCCUCAGUUGUGCCCACUCUCGUGCAAAACUGGGAAUGGUUUUGAACAUUUUCUGUGUGUCCUCAGCGAAAAAGUUGAAAAAAUGUGUGGAAAUCCGUUGGUCGGUAAUCCAAGCCUAACCCAAACCCGUCACAGGCUUCAUCUCCGGAAAUGUUCUGAGGACUUAGCACAGUAUCAUGGAUACCGGGAGCUGGAUGUUGUCCUGGCGGCUGAGCAGCUGAGGAUGGCAUUGAGACAACUGGGAAAAAUCACCGGGAAGAUCGGAGCAGAAGAAAUCCUUGACGUCAUAUUCAGGGACUUCUGUGUUGGGAAGUAAACAUUUGUAAACUUUCCAGUGAGCUGUUACUCACAAAGUUGGGAAACCUUGAGACAUCGUCAUUAGAAAGAGCUACUGUUUCAAGCUACUUAUUAAUUUAAAUUAUUGAUUAAAUGUUUAUGGUAAGUUUCUUAGAAUCUUGUGAUGUCUGGUCAGCAUAUACCAAUUCUGAAUGCUAGAGUUUUUUCAUAAAUAAGAGUGCACUGUUUAAUAAAUUUCUAAGACCUUU
Molecule: messenger RNA, 2759 nt
Organism: Callorhinchus milii (elephant shark)
Lineage: Eukaryota; Metazoa; Chordata; Chondrichthyes; Chimaeriformes; Callorhinchidae
Gene: gtpbp3
Product: GTP binding protein 3, mitochondrial
Exons: 10
Coding region: 8-2530 (840 amino acids)
Biological process (GO): tRNA methylation; tRNA wobble uridine modification
Cellular component (GO): cytoplasm; mitochondrion
Molecular function (GO): GTP binding; oxidoreductase activity; GTPase activity
Source: RefSeq, a predicted model, not a curated record